Molecule: messenger RNA, 1775 nt
Organism: Podospora pseudocomata
Lineage: Eukaryota; Fungi; Ascomycota; Sordariomycetes; Sordariales; Podosporaceae
Exons: 4
Coding region: 111-1775 (554 amino acids)
Source: RefSeq, a predicted model, not a curated record
CAGCCGUUCAUUUCCCCGCGAUUGUCCAUAGCAGGAGACCAACUGAGUCCGCAACCUGUCUUCCUCGAUCCAAGAUCACAACCAACUGGCCUUUGAGGACUGAUGAAAACAUGGCCGAUCUUUUACUGUUCACAUUCCUUCUGAUCAGGGCGGCUGUCGCGGCAAGCUGCGCGGAUGGAAACACAAUUCAAUUCCGCGUUGGGAACUGUACAAUCCGGUCGCCAAACGAGCCAGAAGUGCAGUCUUGGGGAGCCGAAGUUGCUCUUAACAAUGAGAGAACGAUAUGCAUGGUUCCUUCAACGGUGCUCAACGAUACCUUCUUAACGACAACCAGUCUUUGCCAGUCGUCCGAGCAACUCAAAGUCCACCAAGUCGACAUGACCCCAGCGCAGUGUGCCUCGAGAAGGGGAGGACCAGUUUCUGCCGACAAGUUCAAGGGAGUGCCACUCAGCAAUCUGGUGCAGAAUCCAGGAUGGACCUUACUGAACAACACUAUUGAGGAUGCCGUCGAGGUGAGCAUGCAGCUGUCAAGACAGGCCAUCACAACAACUGUCGGAUUGAUCACCAAAGGCCAAAACUCGGCAGCAUCUCAUCUAGGGCUUGCAACAGACUCAUCCAUCUUGAAGGUACUAAAGGGUCAAGGUUUGAUCGUCGCAAGAUCGUUUGGAUUGAACGUUGGAUCGCAAAGUGUUCAGUCGCCGCGAGGUGGAAGUCUUGUGCUCGGAGGCUACGACCAAGGAAGUGUUGCCAAUCCAUUCCUUCACGAAUUUCCGAUUCCGCAAAACGACAGACUCCAGGAUCGGCAUUGCCCCCUGCAGGUCGAAUUAACUGGACUGACGCUUGAGAUAAAGAUGGCAAAUGCGAGUGAAACAGAAAGCAGGGACAUCUUCAGCAAAUCAACCGGAAUAACAGUCUGUGUUGAGCCAUACGACAAUUUGUUCCGCUUGCCCUCAGAAACCCUCUCCGCUUUGCUCGGCUAUGUGAACCAAACCACUGAACAACGCACCCACUUGGUACCAGUUACUGAGUAUGCAGACGAGUUGGUGAAUCUCGAACCUGGUUUGGUCUAUCGGAGAUCAUCUGGAGAGUUCAAUGCGGCGCUACGGUUUACCAUCAAUGACAAGAUGACAGUGGAGGUGCCAUUUCACGAGCUUCAGAGACCAUUGAGGGGCCUUGAUAGCAACGGGGCUGCCGUUUUGAACACAUCCUAUAACGAACUGCAAAUAUUUGGUGAUCCAGCUCCUGGAAAUGCGCCAGUCCUGGGAAAAGCUUUUCUUUCACAGGUGUAUCUUUUCGUCGAUUACGAUGCUGGAAAGUUCUAUAUGGCACCUCUGAACAGCGAAGCGGGUGCGGUGCUGCCGGUUGCGACAGGAACUUGUCCCUCAGGGGGGCUGACAGCCACCGAAAAAGGCCUCAUCGCUUUGGGGGCCGUCUUGGGUGCUCUGGUUCUUGCUAUUCUCGCAUGGGCUAUCUAUAGAUGGCGCCGAAGACGCAACCCACGCAUCAACGGCACAGAGGCUCAAGCUAUGGACCAUGCUCCAGGUAAUGCGACAUCUGGCGCACAAAAUCGAUCAGUUGUGGGAACUGGUCAGUUUCCAAGUCGGAACAGGUCCCAAGAGAUGCAAGACACACUGUCACAGAACUCGGCCGCGGGUGCGGAUAGUGGUUUUGCCAUUGGACAUGCACCUUUCGGACAUCUUUCACGGCAAUCUGUGGAAACGGGGCGGAGUUAUGAGAGUCCACCACAAAGGCCAACUCAUACCGGGAUAGUAUAA